Molecule: messenger RNA, 6051 nt
Organism: Dreissena polymorpha
Lineage: Eukaryota; Metazoa; Mollusca; Bivalvia; Myida; Dreissenidae
Product: sushi, von Willebrand factor type A, EGF and pentraxin domain-containing protein 1-like
Exons: 29
Coding region: 761-5791 (1676 amino acids)
Cellular component (GO): membrane
Source: RefSeq, a predicted model, not a curated record
UUAAAUUGGACUAGAAACUGAUAUAUGGUGUUGUUGAAUAUUUUAUCCUAUAUUAUGCAGAGAAACCAACAUGAAUAGAGAGGGACCGACUUGUCCCAUGCGUGACACGAGAAAAUGGUAGUUAUUGCAAAUCUCGUCAUCUUGGCAAUACGCGCAUGACGAGAUAUCGUAUGAUAGGCUACACACCGGUAAUUUAAGAGUAAUGAACAUUGUUAGUAACUAUGUGUCGUCCAUGAACUAUGAACGAUUACGGGACAAUACUAUUGCUAACAAUUUCGAAUGUGUUGUGUAUUUCUUUUGACCAUGCAGUCAAGGAUAACCCAUGAAAGUGCAAGCACUUAUUUCCAAUGGCGUCCUUUGCUUUUUGCUGAAGAGACAGCAAGCAGAAGAGACAGUAUUGGGAUACAAUGAAUCCGGAUGCGAUACCCUAGCUCUUUGCGAAUAGAUCCUUUUGGUUCUUCUUCUUGCUCAGUGUAUAGCACCGAUACACGCGAGAAUUACCUGGGUUUCAUACCAGUUCAUCUCUAGUUGGGUGGGAAACACUUGAAGCAUUUCUGAAAUUUCCAGUGCCCCGGCUGGGAGUUGAACCGCGGACCUCUGGAAUGGUAGACCAGAGUGUUACCACUCGACCACCACACCACCAAAAUGUUUCCUCUGCAGAUGGUAAUAUCUGCAGGAUGAACCUUUUAUCGACGUACAGAUAACACCAUAUCGAGCAAACGGGGACAGACAUUUAGGUUACAUGGUUUGAAGUGAAACAAUGGGCAUCUAUGAGUGUAGGAUUUUGCUGCUUAGUGGUAUAUUCUUAAUGUCAGAAAGCCUCGGCUGCAUCCCUGAUCCGCACGCAGUCUACUUGUCUGUGCCGGAAGCAAGCUGCACGUUCCGAGACAAAACGACAUGCAGUUAUCAUGCAAUGCCAGAUUGGCAACUGACAGAAGGAGAAUCAUUCGAUAAUCAUUCAUCAACACCACAAUUUUUUUUGACAGCUGGUCAGGAUGACGAUUUCUAUAUGCUAUUCCGAUCGAUAAACAACACAAAUACAUCGUUUACAAUUGUAUCACCGAUUCUUCCCGGUGGAAAAUACCAGAUAACAUUUUGGUACGCUUCUCCUGGACAGAAGGGUCUGCUUGAGUUGGAAACCGUCACUUCACAUGCAGUAAAUAAGCUCUGGAAUAGUGGAAAUACUGUGCAAACAAGCUGGGCGGGUGAGAAUGUCACCUUUGAGGAAUCAAGCAACUUUACGAUUACAAUUAAUGCAUAUGAGGGCACCUUCGUAUUUUUCGGACUAGACAAUAUUGAAGUUUGCCGAGCUUGUGGGCCAUUAAUUUUACCACACGGCACUAUCAAGUACAACGACUCCACAGCUGAAUUUAGCUGUGGCCAUGGCUAUCGAUUGGUUGGAGAUACAACGUUAACAUGCAGUCAAUUGAAACAUGAUUCUACACUACCAGUCUGCCAGCCUGUAGGUACAUCGGUUUUAGACUGUUAUGCACUUCAUGUGCCAGCCCUUGGUAACGUUUCUUCCAUCGGUACAACGUAUGCUUCUGUGUCUACAAUCAACUGUGAAAGCGGCUUUGUUCUUAAUCGGUCCCCAAACUCAUCAUGUACUCAUACCGGAGAGUGGAGUGAAACAUGUCACGUUUGUGUACCAGCAAAUAAGACAGAUUCUGUACAUCGAAGCUGUCUUGGAUACUGCACUUUUGCGAUGAACGACUCGUGUACAUACACAUUAGAUGAAAGAUGGACGAUUAAGAAAGGAACAUAUUUGUUAAUGGGUCGAUGCGUACUUAAAGGCGGACAAGAUGACGACUUCUAUGCGUUAUUUGAACCCCCAUCAACAUCAAAUACAAGUAAUACUAGUAAUAUUGGAAAUCCCCUGUUCUCCAUGUCUUCCUCGUUGUUUCGAGAAGGAGCAGCGUGCCUCAGUUUCUACUACACUCUCCCUGCUUCUUUUGCGACACUCCAAGUUAGGACACGUUUAGAGGACAACUCCACAAGUGAAAUGUGGAACGUGUCAAAUCGGGGGAUUAGAAACUGGACUAUAGUGGAAGGGCUGGUCAUAUGGCAAAUAAAUAAAUAUUUUGUUGACUUUGUAGCUAAAACUUCAUCUCACGCAGUCAUAGGCAUUGACAAUAUUUGUUUUGAGAGUUUACAUUGUGCCAGUGGAUACAACCUCAAUAAAUCUGAAGUACACGGGUACUGUAAUAAAUCACGCACUGGAUUCCCAUCGUGUGAAAUAGUUGAUUGUGGAGCAUUCGCUGACCCACAGAAUGGUACCGUGUCAACUGUCGCCACCACUUACGGAUCUACAGCCACUGUCACGUGUCAAAUAGGUUACAUUCUUAACGGAAGUCACACGUCUCAAUGUGGAAGCGAUGGAAAAUGGAGCAUAGUGGGACAAAAAUGUGAUCCCGUUGAUUGCGGAUCGUUUCCUGCACUGCAAAAUGGUAGCGUUACAGCUACAAGCACGAUCCUAGGAUCAAUUGCAAAAAUCACAUGUGACACAGGAUACAUUCUCAGUGGCAGCAACGCGUCUAUGUGUGACGUUAAUGGGCGUUGGAGCAGUAAAAAUCAGAGCUGCAAUCCCGUUGGCAAAAUAAAUCUAAGAACACAUCAGUUUAUACUAUAUUGUAAUCAACUGCCCAUUCCUUCACACGGAAUGGUAUCUCCUGUAGCCACAGCCACGACAGUUGGAACUGUCGUAACGAUUACAUGCGAUACAGGCUAUUAUCUGACAGGAAACAGUACGUCUACAUGUGACAGCAACGGAAACUGGAGCAGUAUCGGUCAUAUAUGUGACCCCGUUCAAUGUGGAAAUCUAUCAGCACCUGAAAAUGGCUUUAUAAACGCAUCGUCCACCACAUACGGGUCUAAGGCAAUAGUGGCGUGUAAUUUGGGAUAUAACCUUAUAGGAACCAACACAUCAAUAUGUCUCAGCAACGGUUUAUGGAACAAUGUUGGACAAAUCUGUAAAGCUGUCGAUUGUGGAGCCUUAGCUUACCCACAGAACGGCAAUGUAUCAACCGUCGCCACCACUUACGGAUCAACAGCCACUGUCACGUGUCAAACAGGUUACUUUCUUAACGGGAGUCACACGUCUCAAUGUGGACGCGAUGGAAGAUGGAGCAUAGUGGGACAAACAUGUGAUCCCGUUGAUUGUGGAGCCUUCGCUGAUCCACAGAAUGGUACCGUAUCAACUGUCGGCACCACUUAUGGAUCUACAGCCACUGUCGCGUGUCAUAUAGGUUACAUUCUUAACGGAAGUCACACGUCUCAAUGUGGAAGCGAUGGAAGAUGGAGCAUAGUGGGGCAAAAAUGUGAUCCCAUUGAUUGCGGAUCGUUUCCUGCACUGCACAAUGGUAGCGUUACAACUACAAACACAAUCCUAGGAUCAAUUGCACAAAUCACAUGUGACACAGGAUACAUUCUCAAUGGCAGCAGCACGUCUACGUGUGAAGUUAAUGGGUCUUGGAGCAGCCAAAAUCAGAGCUGCAAUCUCGUUGAUUGUAAUCAACUGCCCAUUCCUUCACACGGAAUGAUAUCUCAUGUAGCCACAGCCACGACAUUUGGAACUGCCGUAACGAUUACAUGCAAUACAGGCUACAAUCUGACCGGAAACAGUACGUCUACAUGUGACAGCAACGGAAACUGGAGCACUAUUGGUCAUAUAUGUGACCUUGUUCAGUGUGGAAAUCUAUCAGCACCCGAAAAUGGCAUUAUAAACUCAUCGUCCACCACAUACGGAUCUAAGGCAAUAGUGGCGUGUCAUUUGGGAUAUAACCUUAUAGGAACCAACACAGCAACAUGUGACAGCAAUGGUGAAUGGAGCCAUAUUGGACAAAUCUGUACAGCUGUCGAUUGUGGGCAGUUUCCAGACCUGCUCAACGGUAUUAUCGAUGCUGAAAAUACGACAUUUGGAUCAAUAGUUUCUUUAAUGUGCAACGAAGGAUUUGAUCUAAUAGGAAGUUCACGUUCAGUUUGCACUAGCACUGGAGAUUGGAACACAACUGGACAAGCGUGUCAACCACUCGACUGUGGGCCCUUCAAACCACCAACGAACAGUCAUCUGUCUACUGGACAUUAUACAUAUAAUUCAACUGUGACAAUAUUCUGCUAUCCGGGGUACGUACUUGUUGGGGAUAAAACUUCGACGUGUGGAGAAAAUGGGAACUGGAAUAAUGCAGAUCAGGAAUGCGUCCUACAAACCGUAUUUCUACAAGUGAAAGAAGCAAGUUGUAUAUUUAAAGAAAAUAAUACGUGCAUGUGUAACAACGCUUCAUCUGUGCAGAUCUUGGACGGAAACUCGACAUUUGAUGUCCGAUUAGAAACAAAUGACAGUUUUCCGUUUAGGGGUCAUGGAAACGCCUGCUACAUUGUGAGGAGAGAUAACACAUCCAUACAGCACACUUUAAGUUUCACAAUGACGUCACCCGCACUUCAACCAGGACAGUAUCAAAUUAGUUUCCAGCAAAUGUUUCCUUUUGGAGAAGUGCGUGUCGACGUUGAGUCAGAGAACAACGAAACAUAUGAUCAAGAGUCGUUUUGGAAAUACAUGGAACUGGAUUCGACAUGGAUGAACGAAACUAUAAAUCUUAUUGAAGACAAAAUAUUCAGGAUUGUUUUCCGUGCGAAUGUAACGAAGAAUGGAUUACUCGGAUUUGAUAACAUUAAUAUUUUAAAAGCCUGUGAUCUUCUCAACAUUAGUAACGGACACAUAAUUGUUGACAAAAACACAGCCUACUUUCGAUGCAACGCUGGGUAUCUCCUGGUAGGAAAUUCCAGUGCAACAUGUACGCAAUGGACCUGGAGCUCCGAAGCGCCGAUUUGUGAACUGAUAGACUGUGGUUUACCGAUAGCGCCAUCAAAUGGUUAUGUUGCCUCAAAUUCCACAUCAUAUGGGUCUGUGUCAACCGUCAGCUGCAAAAUUGGGUAUUUUGUGAAAGGAAAUUAUACGGGUAUUUGUGGCAACAAUCAGGGAUGGUCAAACAAAAAUACAACUUGUUUGUCAAUUGAUUCUACAAUUUCAAAUGCGAUAAUUCCCGGAUGUUCAAAUCAUGGUUGGAACAUCGCUGUCAAUCUAACAUUUCUGCGUAGUUCAAUUCCUAACUACAAGGACGAAAUGCAAAUUUACUUAGGAAAUGCAUCAUGUAAAGGCAGUGAACGAAGUGGGUUUCUUGUUUAUGAUAACAGCUACUACGAAUGUAUGACGCGAAAAAAGGUUUCAGCUAAUCUCAACAUAUUUGAGAACCAGAUGGUGUUUAUAUUCGACCCUGAAACAAGUGCCGCAUCUAAUGCAUACAACUGGACAAUUGACCUACAUUGUAACGUAGUCGAUAAGAAUAUCGUAACAAGCGUCUCAACUAACCAAUUGCACAGCGAUGCGAACAGCAUUAACACCUCAGUCUUCAUUGACCCAUUUUUCCGAAUUGUAUUACCUAGUAACCCCCUUCAUGCGCAUAUAGGCGAUACAGUGUAUGUGAAGGUUUCCAGUCCUAUCCGUGAUCCGGAGAUCAAACUGCUGCUAAAAUCGUGCUACAUCAGACCUGCGCUGGAAAAGGAUUCACGGCUUGAUAGCGCACUGAUACAAAAUGGUUGCGAGGUAGAGAGCAGCAUACACAUGAUUUCUAUUUCGGCCCACGAGAUCAAGUUCAUGUUUCAGAACUACGCGCCCGUUGCCCUUCGUGAAGGAAUGAACGUCAUCUGUGAUGUAGCCUACUGUAACUCACAAGAGCUCACCCUGGACUGUAAUCAAACCUGUAACAAAAUGUUGGCGCCUGUUAUAGUCGGAUAAGCACUGUCACUAUAUUUGUGUUAGUAUAUUUGCAAUAGGGCAUGCCUCGUUACAUCAAUAAACUAGACUUUUAAGGCGCUUCAAGUAAACUAUAAAAAAUAUAUAGUAAAAACUUUUAUCACGCCAACACAUAUUGAUAGAAUCAUGUUCAAACCAUAUUGUACAGUAGCAUUUGAUAAUUAUGUCUAGAUGACAUGUAAAACUGUUGAUGAAAUAUGUAUUUGAUCGCAAAUAAAACAAGAAAUAUCUUUAAAAAAAGA